AAAUGGGAGAAUGUCAGGGACUUAAUAAUAUCGAGGAUCAGACAAAAGCUCCCAGAAACCGAACAAGCGCUUUUGUCUUAAUCUCAUUUGAGAUCAGUCAUGUUCAUCAAAAUCCUCCUCUUGCUCUUGCUGGAGCCCUUUGUAGCUCUUGGUUCUGUGCCCCGUCUCGCAUCCCGUCAAAAUUUUGAAUGCGGCGUAAAGCCUGUCAAGUGUGGAGAUGGUUGGUGCUGCAUAUUCGGGGAGGUCUGUCAGGCCUCACCUGAUGCUGUGUUUGUUUGCGUCGAUAGCAUUCUUACCAAUUCCGACGGUUCAGCUGUCACCAACCCGGCACAGAACCCUGCAUCGUUCGACUCUCUUAUCAGUGGUAUUAUCAGCUCUGCAACUCAACCUUUGACAUUCACGCAAAAUGGAACCACACAAACGAUAUCGUUCUCGAUCUCUGCUCUGAGUACGAGUUCAAUCGACGUCUCCGGCUCGAGAGAUAGGUCGACCAUUACUCCCGCUCCAUCGGCAUCAGCACGUACUUCGACCAUCAUUCCGACGACUACCAGUGAAUCUUAUGGAGAGGCAUCUGUCGCAAUUAUGAAAGGAUGGUGGAUAGGUCCUAUUUUGGGCAUUGUUUUGAUGUUUGUUCUUUGAUUCGGGGAGAGAACUUAGUUUGAUAACUGGGAAGAGGCAGGCUAGCAAUACCUAGGUAACUAGUAGCUAGAUAGUUCUGAUUAUUUAACUUCUGUAUUUGAGCGGAAAAUGACAGUACUUAUUCAAUAUGAUUUCUUGUCGAAGACCUUUAGCCAACA
This is a messenger RNA of Cadophora gregata, 797 nucleotides long. RefSeq lists its product as uncharacterized. NCBI's taxonomy places the organism in Eukaryota, Fungi, Ascomycota, Leotiomycetes, Helotiales, Ploettnerulaceae. The record is from RefSeq and is a predicted model, not a curated record. The transcript has 2 exons. Bases 100 to 639 code for a protein of 179 amino acids.